This is a messenger RNA of Condylostylus longicornis, 979 nucleotides long. RefSeq lists its product as uncharacterized. The coding region runs from base 257 to 838 and encodes 193 amino acids. The transcript is spliced from 3 exons. NCBI's taxonomy places the organism in Eukaryota, Metazoa, Arthropoda, Insecta, Diptera, Dolichopodidae. The record is from RefSeq and is a predicted model, not a curated record.
GGUAACGACUCUGACUUUCGUUUUCAAUAUCAUAUACAUAAGUAUAUUCGCUUACUACAAAUGCGCUCGUUUCCAUAUUAAAAAAUUGUAAUUAAAACAAAUUUAAGUUCAAUUAUAAUUCAAAUUUUAAAUCCAAUAUGUAAAAGAAAGCAUAAAAAAAUUGAAAACUUUAGAAACGAGAUCAAGUAAAAUUUUAAUACAAACUUUGAAAAAAAUUGCAAUUUUUAAAUAAAAUUAAAAAAAGUAGAAAAACAAAAUGUUAAAAUUUUUUGUGAUAUUUUUUCUAAUAGCAGCAAAAUGUACUAGUGCAUUUGUUAUUCCUCAAGAACUUCCAUCUAUUUUGUCGUUAGUGUAUUCAAAUAUUCCGCAGAUUCGGAAAGGACAUGACUCAAGAUAUGGUUUCGGCUUUCGAUUAGGUGAUAAUGCUGAUAUUCAAUUUGUUUUAGAACUUGGACCACAAAGUGAAACACGACCAAUUGGCCUAGAUACUGCAACAUCAAGAAAACGUGCUGUUAGUCAAUCCGAUUUUAAUGAAUCAACUGAAUCCAUAACAUUGAAGAAAAUUCAAAAAGAUAAAAAACUAGCUGAAGCUGAAAAUUGGCUAAAAAAUUGGUCAAAAGAUCAAUUUAAAAAAAAGAAAUUAGAUUCAAAAUUAUUGACAAUGUCUGAUGCUGAAAAUCGGAAAAAACCUCCAAUAGUAAAUGGAAUGUUAAAUUUAGAAUCAAAUACGAUAACAAUGGUACCUGAAAAUGCACUUGAUCAAUUGACAGCUCUAUAUAAAAUGAAGAAUCGAACGACAUCAAAUCAAGAAGAAGAAAAUGCAAUGAAAAACAAAUAAUUUUUAUGUUUUAUAGUUAAAGAAGUUAGGAAAAUUUUUUAAUAAAUUUAUAGUAUUCUUUUGACGAAAAUGUAGAGUUUUUUAAAUAAUUAUGUACAUAAUAACAUAUACAUACAUAUUUUAAGUACAAAGCGAAAGAAA